Messenger RNA from Triticum dicoccoides, 2264 nucleotides. RefSeq lists its product as uncharacterized. The transcript has 7 exons. NCBI's taxonomy places the organism in Eukaryota, Viridiplantae, Streptophyta, Magnoliopsida, Poales, Poaceae. The record is from RefSeq and is a predicted model, not a curated record. Bases 1507 to 2094 code for a protein of 195 amino acids.
CUCGGUUCCUCUCUCGCUCCCCUACCUGGUUCCCUCCGUCUCCUUCCGAUUCCGCCCCCUCCCCCGCCGCUACGCUUCCCGACUCCGGACUCCCCUUCGCACCCCGCCGCCGCGCUUCCCGACUCCGGCUCCCCUUCGCACCUCGCCGCCGCUCUGGGCCACCGGCUUCGCACUCCUCCCCGACACCCCUCCGCUCCCUCCCACACCCCAGUCACCUGCCCAUCAACAAGGUCACCGUCUCCCUCCUGCCUCCACUCCAGUCACCUGCCAACCAACAAGGUCACCGUCUUCCUUCUGCAAUCAACGUAGCCGGCUGCCCACAAGGGAGUGGAUAAGCUAUACAUGUUUGAUGGCCAGGCAGUGAAUAAAUUGUGCAUAGGGCACAUGCCUUUACAUGUUAAGGCUGUAUCUUUUACUUAAUUUUCUGUACAGUUAUAACAUGGCUACAAAACCUAAAAAAUAUCUGAUCUAAAGUUGAAUAGGGUUAGCUGUAGUCGUACUGAUCUACAAUACAUUUUGGCAGCCAUGAGAAGAAUACUGCUCUUGUUGUUUUGCACAUUUCCUUAAUACGUUCACAUAUGCAUAGAUUUUUUUGGUGUAUGUACGUAUGCAAGAGUAUGUUUACAGAUGAUACAUUUAUGCUUUUACAAUUUAUGUUGGCACAAAAACAUCCAACCAUUGCUCUUAUUUGACGUGCCACUGCAAAAUUAUUUUAAUUUAGCACUUUUUUGCACUCAGAUACUAUCGAUCAAACAGACCACAAAUAAGUCCAGGUGUAUUACAGGAUUUGUACCAUCACCACAGACAAUAAACUCCAAAUUCUAAUACCAUUCAAACAGGGUAUGGGCCUCUCAGGGCUUCCCCAGACCGGAGCUCCUGUGGACAGUUCAGCUUAAGCUGGUUUAUGCACAAGAUGAAGCCCUUUAGAAGGUGUAAUCAGCCUUUUUUUGUGGUCACAAGACUUAUGGCAUAAUUUGGCUCAUUGGCAGCUUUUACAAAUAUCCUGCAACGCUUGCAUGUAUUAUAUCAUGUCAUAUUCUCCUGAUUGUUAUGAACUGAAGCACCUGAACUAUGGAUGACUAUGUGAUCCGUCUCCUACGCAUCUCCAGGCUUAACUCUACACCCUAAAUUAGUCAUAGAAGUGUUUGUUACUUGUCCAAAAUGCGAUGUAUGUAGAGUCACUUGCCAUGUACACAUGUAAAAGUAUGAGAUUGAACAAGUACUGCACGAGAACAGUUCUAGUACCACUCUUUAAAAGAAAAACAUUCUAGUGCUAGGGUCAGUAUUUUAGCCAUUGGUCACCCUUGUGAGGUUAAAGGGUCGUAUUAUUUUUGUACAGAUAAGAUUACUAAGCUAGCAGUUUUCAUUUAUGUUUUGUACUGGCUUAUUGAUUUGGUAAGAAAAACACUGGUGAAAGUCUUACCACUAUUUGGAAAACCAGAAUAAAGAAACAAGUGUAUCUGAUGUUGGAUCUGGAUCUAAAUAGGGCCCAGCUGAGUUUUCGACAUGUCUGGACGUGAGGUCCGUGAGUAUACCAAUCUCAGCGAUCCUAAAGAUAAGAAGCUGGGGAAGGGGAAGGACAAGAUCGAUGAUGAGGACGUCACGUUCCAGCGCAUGGUUGCAAAGAUGCAGGAUGUUGCUGGUGAGAGGGGAGGCUACCUUCAUGGACGAGGAGCAUUGGACAGUGAUGAUUUGCUUUACCUCAAAGAGCAAAUGGAGGCCGAGGAAGAUGCAGAGCGUCUUCUUCGCCGUACAGAGAAGCGGGCAUUUGCUGCUUUUAAGAAAGCAGCCACUCUAGCUGAUUCUGCACCUGCUCUACCCGCCGCUCUUUGUGUCGACGCCAGGCCAAAAAGCGACAUAAGGCAACGGGAUCUUUUGAAGAACAUUGUUGGGAUCAAACCGAAGCGACCCAAGGUUUGCAGCCCUCGCCAAGCGGCAGAGAACGACGGGCCUAAGCGGAACCAGGAAGUUUCUGUCAGCAAAAUGUCUUCAUGUCAGAAUGAACCAAAGCCAGCUGAAGCAACGGAGUCUAGGCCACAGAACGUGACUGGAAGCUUGCUUGGUUUGGCGUACGAGAGUUCGGAUGAAGAAUGACCAGUGGUGUAGGGAGUCACAGUAGGGCUGUAGGCUGCGUGUUAGUUCAUCUGCAACGUUGCUAGAUUGUGUUUCUGCGCGGGGGUUCAGGAUAAUUCAAGAACUCUUUCUGCUGAAAAUCAAGCUUGAGUUAUUGAAUGCUUUCUCCGGAAUGUUAUGUUCUGGACACA